AUGUUUGGCAGAGAGUUGAAAACCAAACUUCCAGAGUUGAGGAGUGCUGGUAACCUGUUGGACGAGAGGGUCAGAGAUCGUGAUUGGAAUCACAAGUUCACCCACAAGGAACAUGCUGACGACAAGCGGGGUGCAGCCGAAAGCCCUGUAGUGCCUGGAGAUCUGGUUUUACUGAAGAACACGAAAACGUCUGGCAAGUUAGAAGCAAACUUCGAGAGUGAGCCAUACACAGUGCAGACUAAGGAAGGCAGUGAGGUGACUGUUAGGGCAAAGGAGGGUGCGGAAUACAGGCGGAACAGUUCAUUUGUUAAGCGGUACAACCCACCAGGGGAAUCCUCGGAAGCCACAGAAGCCGCUUCUCAAGAAAAACCCAAUACUCUUCCACUGGAGGAGAGUAUAGCGACAUCAAGACCAAGGCGGACUGUCAGAAUGCCGGAGAAGUACAAGGACUAUGUACAAGGACUAUGA
Porites lobata is the source of this 468-nucleotide messenger RNA. NCBI's taxonomy places the organism in Eukaryota, Metazoa, Cnidaria, Anthozoa, Scleractinia, Poritidae. The record is from the annotation of a GenBank genome assembly.